This is a messenger RNA of Trichomonas vaginalis G3, 528 nucleotides long. Its product is annotated as ribonuclease H protein family. Bases 1 to 528 code for a protein of 175 amino acids. The transcript has a single exon. The record is from RefSeq and is a predicted model, not a curated record. NCBI's taxonomy places the organism in Eukaryota, Parabasalia, Trichomonadida, Trichomonadidae.
AUGGCAAUUGAUGAUUCAAAUUCAACUUCGCCUGAAGCUUAUUAUAAUUUUGAAGUCAAGCAAACAAGGAAAGCAGUUGUGAUCACGAAACGUAAUGAUAUGUAUGAGCGUAAUACAAAAGUUAAUAUUUCAUGUUUCGGAGGCGAUUUCAAUCCAGGCGAAAGCGUUCAAUUUUACUAUAGAAUUAACUCAGAGUCAACAAUUUAUCUUCCAAUUCGAUAUCCCGUCAAUGAAAAUUACAGUACAGACUAUUACACGUUUGAAAUCACUUUACCAGGAUAUGCAAGUAGAAAUAGUAUAUAUUUUUGGUGCAGAAGUGAAAAUCAUGACAGCGAAUAUUCAGUUAUUUAUACAACAACAAAUUCUAAUCCAAUGAUAAUUCAUAUAAAUCCGAUAAAAGAUGAAUAUGCAUCAAAUGAAUAUAUAGACAUUGAUGGAACAAUAUUUGAUGACAGUAGAGUCAAAUUGUAUUACAAAUUUGAUAGAAGAGACGUUUCAAGUUUAAAGGUCGAGUCAACAAAAAUCUGA